GUGAGCGUAACACUUAUCGCCGAGCUUUUCAAGAAGUUUGUGCCCGACUUGCGAGCGAACUAUGGAUGGAGAUCAGUUGCCGAUCUCAUGUACAAGGUGGCGGAGGCCCUGAAAUCCUCCGGGGCGGUCUGCGAGGAGCUCGCGUCGAUGUUUUCCAUCACGUCUCUCAACAAUCACCCGGAGAGCCGGGGCACAGUGAGGCUGCAGAGUAGCGACCCCCACGUGCCGCCUCUGGUGGACUUGAACUUCCUGGCUGAGAAGGCAGACGUGGACACAUUGGUUGAGGCCUAUCGCAUGGCUCGAAGUGUUGCAGAACAGCCAUCAAUGAAGCCGUACAUCAACUUCGAUGUGGCUCUUCCGAUGCCGGACCCAUCGAGCCCGGACGAAGAGAUUGCAGAGUUCGUGCGGGCAAAGGCCACCACUACAUGGCACUACUCCUGCACUACACGCAUGGGCCCAAUCGGAGACAAGAGCUGUGUUUGCGAUCCGGCUGGCCGUGUGCAAGGGGUGCAGAGCCUUCGCGUCGCAGAUGCUGGCAUCAUGCCCUUCGUGGUGAGCGGCAACACCAACGCGGCGAGCGUCAUGAUCGGCGAUCGCGUGGGCUAUCUGAUUGCCUCGGACUUCGUGGCAUCCACAAAGGACUUCGAACUUCCUCUGUCCAGCUUUGAACUUUACACUGCGUGGACCGCCUGGCUGUCCACCGGGCUCGACAGGCCGGCCUUUGUCCUGCACUCCGCCCCCUACGGCGUCUCGCAGCUCACCACAGUAAGCCACAGUAUCGGGAACUGCGGCAGAUGGGUGGUGGAAGGGCGAAAUGGGCGCGAGAAGGAGACACGGGAUGGUGGAUGGCACUCCUCGCAGGAGUCAUGGUCGUACAAGGGCAAGGGCAAGACCCAGAGUUACAACCAGCAGCCGGCGAGAUGGAGAGACCAAGAACGCGACAAGAAGUCCAAGUUUCCUACCUUGGACAUGAUGGAGGCUGGCAGCUCUACGGCGAGUCGCUCCCAACCCCGUGCCAGCGACAUGGACGUCGACGAGGAGAACCCCACCACGGGACAGCUGACCAAGGGCGUCCAGAAGCUCUUGAAUACCAUGCGAAGAGCGGAAGGACGCGCCAGAAAGCUCUCCGAGGAGAAGGAAGCCCUGCAGUACAAGUGGGACACCUUCCAGCAAGAGCUGAAGGACAGCUUUAUCAAGGAGCGUGCCAGGUUCAGGGAGAGAUCUGCGAAGAUCAUCGAGGAGAUCGAGGAGGCCAACAGAGCCCAGGAGGAAGCCCUGGCGGACCUACAGAUGACCCUGGACGAGCCCAAGCUGCUCCUCAAGCCCAAGAAGGACAAGGAGAUCGACCAGGAGGCCCUGGACGAGCUGCAGAAGCUCCUCGCGGACAAGGAGGACGACGACCAGGGCUUUGCGGAGGUCCUCAUGGGUGUGAUGAAAGGGGGCGACCGAGACCGCGAAGCAACACGAAAGAGGCUGCUCAAGGCCAUCGAGGACAAGCGCAGGCAAGGCACCGAGCCCCGCACACCAAGCAGGCGUCGUACUACUUAUGCGCCAAGGACACCGCCGGGCAACAAAACUGCGGAGCCAACUCGGGUCGCGCAGGCCCCGGCCUUGGAGAUGGAAGAGGCGGAGCAGGCGGUUCGCGACCCUUACAUCGCGUCUCCGUCCCUGGUGAACACCUUGCCGGCAACAGCGACCACUACGAGGUCACGCUCCAGAAUUUCACAGCGCAUGCCAAUCAAGUCCGUCGGCCGCACCCCCAAGAAGACCGUCCUGAAAGGAAGCCUUUCAGAGAAGCUGGAGGCAAAGCGGGCGGCGAAGGAGGGCAUGGUCGACGUAGACGAGGAAGACUCCGACGAGGAAGUUCCCCUGGAUGCGCUUGGGGGCCGGACAACGGCGGAGCCGCCCCCAAAUGUGGAGUAG
This is a messenger RNA of Symbiodinium sp. CCMP2456, 1923 nucleotides long. The record is from the annotation of a GenBank genome assembly. NCBI's taxonomy places the organism in Eukaryota, Dinophyceae, Suessiales, Symbiodiniaceae.